UCACGAAGGUGUAGUGGGGUUGCGCGAACAAGAGGAUCGAAUAUUGACGAACAUGCACUUCGACUUGCAAUACAGAUACAGAGGCAACAGCCCCCAGGCACAUCUUCUAAGCAAAUCCUCCAGUUUCUGGGACGCUUAGUAGCGUCGUGUGUCUUCUAUGACUGUAUUCGCAACCGCAGAGGGAUGCUGACGGAUGCUAGGGAGGNNAUCAAGGACGUCUUUGUCGAAUACUACCAACCAUGUCUAGAACACAUGCUGCAAGCCUUUUGCAAUGACCAUCUGAUGUGCUCUUUUAUGGAUCGCUCAAAUCGUCCAUGCUUUGGCACAAGACUAUCUCAUGGCACGGAACAUCGUACUAGAGACGACAAGACUAUCGGCUCGGGUCAUUACCGAGCCAGUAUCACUGCGGAGUCGUAUCUACCAGAAUGGAUAUCGUUUCUCAAGAAAAUACUCGACAUGUGCGAACUCGACUACCUCGAAUUCUUGGAAGAGGAACCCCAAGAGAAUGCCAGAAGUGCUGCGAGCUACUUGCAUUUCGAACAGAUGAACGCCUUCUUCACGGAUAUAGGAACAGCUGCUUCUUUCAUCAGCCAUGCGAGUUGCUUUGGCUGUCUGGUCAAUCUACCGUUGCACCCCUUGCCGUGUGGACAUGUGCUUUGUGACAGCUGCAUCCGAAAUUGCGGGAAGAAAGGCCAUGGCAGGAUAUCACUGGAGUGUUGUCCGCUACAUACAUACACCAGAUUCGAUCCGCCAUGCGAAGUCUUCUAUCGAUCUGAUCAGAUGGGUAUACGAGUAAUGUCCCUCGACGGUGGUGGCAUGCGAGGUAUCAUGGAGCUCGAAGUUCUGCGUGCGAUCGAGAAAGUUCUGGGGAGCAAUAUACGGAUCCAGUCUCUCUUCGAUCUGAUCGUCGGCACAAGCACAGGAGGAAUCAACGCUCUGGCUUUGGGAGUCAAGCAAUGGUCCGUACGCUAUUGCAUCGAGAUGUUCGAAAACUUCUGCGACAAAGCAUUCACCGAGCGAGAGUUCGGAGGUGUAUGGGGUUUGGAGAAGGCUGCCUUGUUGAACCAUGGCAGUAAAUACAAGGCAACACCUCUUCACGAUGUUCUGCGAAAGACGCUCGGUCACAAUCCUCUGUUUGGUGGCAACAAUUCCUUGAAUGCUUUCAAGACCAAAGUUGCUGUUACGACCACUUCUGCAGAUGGAAAAGAAGCUAUGAUCUUGGCCAAUUACAACCGUUCGAAGAGCUCAGGAGAUCGCCAGACCUUUGUCAGACCAGAAGACGCAUCAGAUGAGCUUGAGGUUUGGGAGGCAGCAGCAGCCACUUCUGCGGCACCAUUAUACUUCAAGCCUUACACCCACAAAAAGACUGGAGCGAGCUACAUCGAUGGAGGGCUCUACCACAACAAUCCUAUACAUGUUGCGAACAGAGAACGAAAGCUUCUGUGGCCAGAAAUUGCGAACAAACAUCCUGAUAUACUACUGUCUAUCGGCACCGGCAAAACUUUGUCCGAAGCACGACGAGAAGUGUCCAAACGACAUUCAUCAAGCUCUAAAGAGGAUGACACAAUACACAAGUCAGGAGGCAUCUUCCAAACUCUAGGAGCCUUGUAUCAGCGUUUCGAUAACAUACUCGACGCCGAAAACGCCUGGACUGAUUUCAAAGCCGACAUCAACGACCAAAACGAUGACUUUGCCAGCCCUUAUAUACGCUUCAAUUUGGACUUCAAGAGCAAGCCACCUCCUUUCGACGCCAAAGACAAGUAUCACGAGUUCCGAGCCAAUGUAAGACAGCGACUCAAAGAUCCUGAUGUUAUGGAGAUGACGAACAGUAUUGCUUGCUCUCUUGUGGCAAGCUCUNUUUACUUCAAGCUAGUGGACACGGUGCCACAAUGUGGUGGAAGCUUUGAGUGUAGGGGAUAUAUCUGCUGCAAGUUUGAGGAAGGCUCGUCCAAUCUGAAAGCACUAGGCGAGUUUCUCUCGAAGCAGUGUACCUCAAGAUUUAGGCCAGAGUUUAGUAUUCAGGACAUGUCGAGAUGCGCGUCCGGCAGAGAUAUCAAGGUCAAGAUUACAGACCGGGUAAUCUCCGAGCUGAUCACUUACGGAUACCUCACAUCGACAUUCAAGUUCCGAAUCCGAUGGCUUCCACCACGAUAG
Messenger RNA from Aureobasidium uvarum, 2154 nucleotides. The record is from the annotation of a GenBank genome assembly. NCBI's taxonomy places the organism in Eukaryota, Fungi, Ascomycota, Dothideomycetes, Dothideales, Saccotheciaceae.